Ciona intestinalis (vase tunicate) is the source of this 771-nucleotide messenger RNA. RefSeq names its product histone H2A. Gene Ontology annotation, cellular component: nucleosome. Gene Ontology annotation, molecular function: structural constituent of chromatin; DNA binding; protein heterodimerization activity. The record is from RefSeq and is a predicted model, not a curated record. NCBI's taxonomy places the organism in Eukaryota, Metazoa, Chordata, Ascidiacea, Phlebobranchia, Cionidae.
UUACUAAAAAAGACACCCGAAAAAUUUACUUUUGGGUGAUAUUUUUAUACAGUAUGGAUGUGUAGCUAUUUUGAAGUUUUAUAUAGUUUAAAAACUGCAACUCUUAUGUCUAGAUUAUACUUUAUAACUUGAUAAACUCGCAACAAAAUGUCUGGACGUGGAAAAGGAAAGACCGCUGGGGGAAAGAGUGGAAAACCUGCUGGGGUGAAGUCAAAAUCGCGAUCUAUGAGAGCUGGACUUCAAUUUCCGGUUGGUCGUGUUCAUAGAAUGCUGAAGAAGGGACAUUAUGCGGAAAGAGUUGGUGCUGGCGCUCCUGUUUAUCUUGCUUCAGUUCUGGAGUAUUUGACUGCUGAAAUACUGGAACUGGCAGGCAAUGCUGCCAGGGAUAAUAAAAAAGCGCGUAUUAUACCAAGACAUAUGCAGCUUGCUAUUCGUAAUGACGAAGAAUUAAACACUUUACUUGGUCAUGUCACUAUUGCACAAGGAGGAGUUCUACCCAACAUUCAAUCUGCUCUUCUGCCAAAACAAACCGGUCAAAAGAAGAUUGCUACCUCCCAGUCUCAAGAUUAUUAGGAAUAAAAUUGGAUUUCUGAUUUUAGCUAUUACAGUUUAUUUCUUUCAGGAGGAUUCUUUCCAAUUAAAUUUGUUGAUGUUGUUAUUGGAUAAAUGAAUUUUGCUUUGUUCGUCAUCGUAUGCCUCCCACUGCCACCUUGUGCUUUUUUGUUUUGUGUUAAACCGAUUAUUCGUGAAAAUAAAAAACCCUUUUUUUGA